UUUCCCCAGCGCAGACACAGAGUGGGAUCCAGCCAGGAUCAGGGAGGGGCUGUUCGUCCGCGGGAAACGCUGUCAGCGCUUUUUUUUUUUUUUUUAAAAAAAAAAGCUAAACAGUUCGUUUCAUUGCCCCUGUGCCGGUUUCGAUUCCGAGGGUUCAGCCCAGCUCUCCUGAGGGCAGCCCCGAAAAUGAAAGCCGGCAAGUCCCUCCGCCUGCGCCGAACCGAGCCCGCCGCGGCCGGCGGGGCUGCCGAGGAGGAGCCGGGCCCGGGGGGCUGCCAGGCACGGCCCGGCGGGGCUGCCGAGGAGGAGCCGGGCCCGGGGGGCUGCCAGGCACGGCCCGGCGGGGCUGCCGAGGAGGAGCCGGGCCCGGUGACACCGCCCCGGGCGGCCGCGGAGGGACGGGCCGAGGGGGGCGGCCCGGGACAGGCCGCGCCUGGGGCUGCGGAGGCCGAGGGGCGCCCCAUGGGCCGGGGCGGGUUCCCCCGGGCUCCUGGAAGUCGGCUGGAAGCGGUGGCCGUCCUGGCGGCGAUCGGGGGGCUCGCUGUUGUCUUCUACAUUGAAGUAGUCGUGGGACGAAAAAUGUGUCCUAAGGGGGUGGAAAACUAUGUGGCAUCCAUAGUGCUGAGUGCAGUCGGUGACACGCUGGGAUAUUACAAUGGGAGAUGGGAGUUCCAGAAGAGUGGCCCAGUCAUCCACAAGGAGCUGGCAGACAUGGGGGGACUGGGCAACAUCAGCCUCCAGGGUUGGAUAGUCAGCGAUGAUACCGUGAUGCACUUGGCCACGGCCGAAGCCCUGGUAGAAGCUGGGAAAAACCCAAGAUUACCACAUCUCUACACUCUGCUUGCAAGGAACUACAAGGAGUGCAUGAAUGACAUGGAGGGCAGAGCUCCAGGUGCCAUGUCUCUGGAAAGCACCAUGAAGCUGGAUCCGGGGCAGCCGAACGGCUGGCGGAUCCCGUUCAGCCCGCGGGCAGGAGGCUGCGGGGCCGCCAUGCGCGCCAUGAGCAUCGGGCUGCGCUUCUACCAGCCCGCCCAGCUGGACACCCUGGUCAAAGUCAGCAUCGAGAGCGGCCGCAUGACCCACCACCACCCCACCGGCUACCUGGGGGCCCUGGCCUCAGCCCUCUUCACGGCUUACGCAGUGAACAGCGUCCCCCCCGUGGCCUGGGGGAAGGGGCUGAUGGAGGUGCUGCCACAGGCAAAAGCCUACGUGCAGGAGUCCGGCUUCUUCGUGAAGGAGAACAUGGAGCAAUGGUAUUACUUCCAAGAGCAGUGGAAAAAAUACCUGGCGGAGAGAGGCAUCUCGGACGGGGUCUCUUCACCCAAAUUCCCAGCCAAGUACGGCGUGGAAGAGAGAGACUCGUUCUACACCUCCCUCAGCUACAGUGGCUGGGGAGGCAGCAGCGGGCACGACGCGCCCAUGAUCGCCUACGACGCCCUGCUGGGCGCGGGGGACUCCUGGACGGAGCUGGCUCACCGCGCCUUCUUCCACGGAGGUGACAGUGACUCCACGGCUGCCAUCGCCGCCAGCUGGUGGGGCGUCAUUCAUGCCUUCAAGGGGGUUCCCCCCUCCCUCUACGCCCACCUGGAGUACAAGGACCGCCUGGAGAAGGUAGCCAAGGGUUUGUACAACAUCAUCUAGGCAGGAGGUGGCAGGGCACCCCACAGGCACACUUACCCAGCGGCCGUCCCAUGCUCUCUUGCUUGGUUUGCAAACCUGCCAGUUAAAUCUCAAGAAUGUAAGCCAGAGCCAGACCUGCCUUUUCUCUGUGUGCUGGCUUCAGUGGGGAGGCCACAUAGGUGCUAGCUUGGGGCUGGUGUUUUGACGGGAACACACAAUGGUCCCCCGAGACAUCGCUCCUGCGCUGCAGGGUGGCUGCACAUCACCUGGUCCUCAAGAGGAGCAGGAGCACCCAGAGCAGCCCUGCUGGUCCUGCUGCAGCAGCAGGACAGGCAGCAAACCCCACUCAGGCUGCCCAAAACCAGCAUCCUCCCCCUACAAGGGGAGCAGGGAGCACAAGCAGCCCAUUGUGUCUGGGGACAGCAGAGCUUUCUUAUAAAAUUAUUUUAGCAGGGGAUGGUUUUUGUUUCAAAUGAAUGUGGAAGAAAACCCCAAACCUGACCUUAAAGCUGUAUGAGCAGUGCAUUUUACCCAAUUCCACACCACUUCUGCAAUACAGGUAGGAAUGCAUCAUGCUACUUCCCUAUUUCAAUGAAUGUAGGAGAAUUCAAGACUCCUGAUGAAAUCCUUACUGAAGGCAAAAGUGGGUAAGGAGAAUUAAACAGGUUGCAUUGUACAUCAGCUUCUGUAGUGAACUAUGUCCUGCUUUCGUCAAGGUUACUAAAGGUAAUUUGCUUAACAUUUGCUAUGCAUAAUUCUAUUAAAAUAAGGUUUUUCUUCAAAUCCAGACUAUGACACAGCAAAGCACUUAAACUGUUUUCAGAACAAUUUCAAAACCAGUUUAUCCCAUUCAAUAAAAAGACUUGACAAGCCUCUGUUAAAUGUUGUGUUCUAUUAUGGCAUGGGUUGAGGGUUGGAUGGGUUAUGAAAUCAGAGGUGCCAGGUGUCUACAAGCUCCAGCUGCAAGAGGAGAUGUGCUACCA
Molecule: messenger RNA, 2603 nt
Organism: Vidua chalybeata
Lineage: Eukaryota; Metazoa; Chordata; Aves; Passeriformes; Viduidae
Gene: ADPRH
Product: ADP-ribosylarginine hydrolase
Exons: 4
Coding region: 187-1641 (484 amino acids)
Source: RefSeq, a predicted model, not a curated record